Messenger RNA from Suhomyces tanzawaensis NRRL Y-17324, 1680 nucleotides. It is a transcript of the gene PEA2, whose product is annotated as Pea2p. The record is from RefSeq and is a predicted model, not a curated record. The coding region runs from base 1 to 1680 and encodes 559 amino acids. The transcript has 3 exons. NCBI's taxonomy places the organism in Eukaryota, Fungi, Ascomycota, Pichiomycetes, Serinales, Debaryomycetaceae.
AUGAUCGACGCCGACUUGUUCAUCAAAAACUCGCCGUUUCGAAUCACCCACAAUGACUCAGCCUCCAGCUACAACUUGGCCAACACCACGCCUGACCUCCUCAAGUUCCAGCUCCAGGAACAGUACCGCAACAAGUUGAAUGAAUUGAAGAGCGACGCUCCAGCAGGCGAGUUCAACUUGCUCAACAUGCAGUUCAUGGAGGACUCGUUCAACCUGCACUUGCAGUCCAACUUGGACAGGGGCCACAUCACACUUACAGAGUCGUUGCCUAGCCUCACAGACGCCCUGGUGGACGACGACGACGACGACGAGAUGGACUCGUUCAUCUUGUCGAACUCGUCCAAGCCCAACUACCUCAACUUGAAGGUGUUGAUCGAAAACUCGAUUUUGGACACCUCCAAGAUCAACAAGGACUCCAUCCUCUCGUUGGCAGCCCUCCGCUCCCUCAAGCUGGUGAUCGAGCAAAAGAAGGAGUUGCACCAGUACCUCGUGUCCAAGAUCACGAUCUCCCAGCAGUUCAUCUCCAGCAUAAUAUUGAAGCAGCCUGAGCACGAGGAGUUGGAUGCAGCGCUCUUGUUGAAGAUCUUGAAGCUGAAUACUGCGCUCCAGGACCAAUUGUUGUCCACCAACUCCGAGUUGGAGGCGUUGUCCAUCAAGUUGAACAACCACAACUUGGCUUGCUUGGUGUUGGGGUACGUGGAGGACGUCAGGCUCUCGUCCUCAAACAAAGACCUGGGCUCCCUCUCCAAGGGAAACACCCAAAUCUCAUCGCCAUUCGGUUCUCCAAGAAGAGCCACCUCAUCUACCUCUCCAAGGAAACCGGUUUCCUCUGAUUCGGUGCUCAAGUCGUUUGAUUCGUUGUUUUCUCACAUAGCCUCCAUUGCUGCGCAAAGGAAUAUCCCAUUGCCCACUCCACCAUCUCCUUCAAGAUCCCAACCCGACACCAUUCAUGCCAGAACCUUAUGGGCCCAAAGCUGUAUUGACGCCGUGCUCAAUAGCGAUUCCACCAAACAACCAGUGAAGGAAGUGUCGUUUCUCAACGAUUCUUCGUUUUUCUCGUCCACCUCUCCUUUAAGAGGCAACCUUAACCCAGCUGAGAAGCAAUUGGCCGAGUACAAGACGGCGUUGAACGAUAUGAGGUUCUCGCACCAAUACUUGACCAAAGAAUACGAGAUUUCCCGGGAAAGUUCCAUGAAGUUGAUACAAGAAUACCGCAAGCGGAUCGCUCAAUUGGAAAAGGAAUUGAACUCGGCCAAAGGCCCUUCCUCCACUUCGUUGUCUUCUAGUGGAAGUCACGAGGACUUGGCAGGAAAAGAUAAAGAAAUCUUCAGACUCCGCAAGGAAUUGAACAUAUUGAAGAUCGAUAGAAUUGGCACCAAGUCCAACAAUGGAAGCUCGUCGCAACUCUUGUUGACAUCGCCUAGAAUGGCCCAAGGAUCCUACGAUUCACCUAUACUUUCCACUUCCAAUACUUUCAACAUUUCUCCAGUCACUGGUGACCUGUUGACUCCCUCCGAUGCUAGCAGUUCAGGAAUGAGCAACGGGAUUUUGAGGAAGGAGUUCAGGAAAAUUGUCAGCGACAUUCAAGAUCAACAUGAGGUGGAGCUCAGUGAAGAGAGGAUACAGAGAAGAAACCUCCAGCUUGAAAUAGAAAAGUUGAGAGCUCAACUCACCCACUGA